Molecule: messenger RNA, 1260 nt
Organism: Funneliformis geosporum
Lineage: Eukaryota; Fungi; Glomeromycota; Glomeromycetes; Glomerales; Glomeraceae
Source: the annotation of a GenBank genome assembly
AUGACUUUUAAUUUGGAAAAUGAACAUGAAUCCAAAAGGGUAUCAAGCCUUAUUUUUGGAAAAUGUGCUGAAUGUGGUGAAGAACGAAUCAGUGUAGGAUGGUGUAAAGAUUGUGAAAUUAAUUCUUUUAAAGUACACUUUAUAUAUUGGACAAGUGGUAAUCUUAAUAUUGAUAAUUAUAUUAAGCGUACUCAAUUAAAUGCAUGUGGAAGUGUAGAUUAUUUGGAAUAUAUUAAAUUUGAUCAGCUCGUCCUUAUAAAAUAUAUGAAUAAAGGCGGAGCCUUCAGUACAAUUUAUUCAGCAAUUUGGAUUGAAGGUCCUCGAUGGAUUUGGGAUGAAGCGGCAGAUGAAUGGACACGAAAUGGACCGAUAAAAGUUGCUCUUAAAAGAAUUAACAAUUCACAAAAUAUGAGUGAAGAAUAUAUAAAUCAACUUUGCAGAUAUCAUCAUUGCCUACAAAACGGAAAUGUUGCGGAUUGUUUUGGAAUAACUAAAGAUCCCACCUCAAAUUAUAUGUUUGUUAUGAGAUAUUAUGAGAAUGGAGAUUUGCAUACAUAUCUUGAUGAAGUCAAAGGAAUGCUUUGUUGGAGAGAUAUUGUUGAGAUUCUUUGGAGCAUAUCAGGUGGAAUUGAAUGUAUACAUAAAAAUGAAUUGAUUCAUGGAAACCUUCAUGGAGGUAAUCUGUUAGUUGAAAGUGAACAAGAUUCUAUUGACGUUCGUGUUGCUGAUGUGGGAUUACAUGGACCAGCUGAUAAGAAAAAUUCCAAUGAAAUAAAUGGAGUUCUUCCUUAUACAGAUCCUGAAAUCUUAAAGGGAAAUCCUCCAACAAAAUCUUCAGAUAUUUACAGUUUUGGAAUUAUCAUGUGGACAUUAUCAGCAGGUAUUCGACCAUGGUGUAAUAGGCCACAUGAUAUUCAACUAGCUACUGAAAUCUGUUUUGGACUUCGACCUGAAAUUAUUGAUGGCACUCCAGAAGUUUAUAUUCAAAUAAUGACUCAAUGCUGGAACUCCGAUCCUUCGAAACGUCCAGUUGCGUCUCAACUAUAUGAAUUGAUUGGAAGUUGGAUAUCUGCUAUUUGCGACGAUCCUCAACAGACUGAAUUGUCUGAACAAUUUGAUCUUGCUGAAGAGAAAAAAUUUUCAGACUUGGAAAAAAAUAAAUAUCGUCAAGAAAUUCAUAGCCAAGCUUUUUAUACAAGCAGACCUUUGUACUUUCCAGAAUUAAUUCAUAAUAUUAAUACUACAAAUAGAAAAUUCUAA